Ogataea polymorpha is the source of this 1999-nucleotide messenger RNA. RefSeq lists its product as uncharacterized. The record is from RefSeq and is a predicted model, not a curated record. Lineage: Eukaryota; Fungi; Ascomycota; Pichiomycetes; Pichiales; Pichiaceae. The transcript has a single exon. The coding region runs from base 76 to 1176 and encodes 366 amino acids. Gene Ontology annotation, cellular component: endoplasmic reticulum. Gene Ontology annotation, molecular function: hydrolase activity. Gene Ontology annotation, biological process: GPI anchor biosynthetic process.
CGAUUCUCUGCCCUCCUGGCAUUCCGGCCCCCCAAGGCCUCCACCAGAAGUGUUUCAGUAGUGCUGGCGCUCUGGAUGCUGCUUUUCCACUGGUUCACCAGGAUUGACGUCUGGCUCCACUCUCUCAUGUGCAGCUUCCCCGGCUCUGCCACUGACUACCGCGUUCUUCUGGUCGCAGAUCCCCAGCUGAUCGACAACCACACGUACCCAGGCCGGCCCUGGCCGCUGCUGAAGCUGUCGCAGAUCACCGCAGACGACUACAUGCGGCGGAACUACCGUUCGUUGCUGGCUCAUCUGCGUCCUGAGGCGGUUUUUUUCCUUGGAGACCUGAUGGACAACGGCCGUUCGAGCACCGAUGAGUACUAUGCGCGCGAGCUGAAGCGGUUCAAGCACAUUUUCUUGCCCGAGACCACAGAGACGCUGACGUUGGUGCCGGGGAACCACGACAUUGGCUACGGAGACGGUGUCAAGUUAGCGUCGCUGCAGAGGUUCGAGGCCUCUUUUGGAAAGCCAAACCAGCGAAUCGCGCGCAAGGGCCACGAGCUGAUCUUUCUGGACACCAUUUCGCUGUCUAAUACGCAGGACGAGGCGAUUUACGGCGACGCACGCCGGUUUCUGGAGGAAAUAGGCCGCGAGCCAAAAAUGCAACCCCGGAUUCUUUUCCACCAUGUGCCGCUGUACAGGGACCCGAACGAGCAGCCGUGCGGGAAGAACCGAGAGGGCGGGAAAUUCCCCGUCACUAAGGGCCACCAGUACCAGACGGUGAUCGACCCGACGUUGUCGCGGGAGAUUCUGGAGAAGAUCCGACCAGACUACAUUUUCAGCGGAGAUGACCAUGACUACUGCGAGGUGGUGCACGAAUACACGACGGGCGACGCCGUGGAGGUGUCUGUGAAGUCGUUUUCUCUCGCGAUGGGUAUCAAAUUCCCCGCCGUCGAGCUGCUCAGCAUCGGCGAGGCCGGGGGAGAGGCCGCCGUGGCGUACUCGCUGUGCUACCUGGGACGGCCGUUCCGGGACAUUGUCGCGUACGUGGCAGCAGCCGUUGCAAACGGGCUGUGGUUGCUGUGGAGCUUCACAGACAGGCGCGGGGGCGUAAAGGUGGACUUUCCGCGGCUGCUGAGGUACACAGCAAUAGAAUCUGCUGCGGUGACAUUGAUGUACUGGAUAACUAAAUGAAAUAAUGUUGAUUGAUAAAAGGCAUUAAAUAAGCGCAAUAUCGUGGCCCGUGGCAUGGAACUCGACAAAUUGCUCGAUGGCGCGCGCCAAAGCGGUCCGUGUCUCAACACCGAGGGUGGAGUCCGGACUCUGCGUCGCGCGCCAGCCGAGAAACUCGUCGUCUCGACACUCUCUGGGCGAAGAAGGAGGCGUGAGUAGACUGGAGGCGGCGGCUCCAGUCUUGUCCGCGGCGAGCUGCUUCUCGCAUUCGCGAGUAAACUCACAAAGCCGCUUGUACUCUGUCUCCUUGAUAUGCAGCUUGUAACGUAGCAAAUCCAAGAUUUUUCGUUCGUUCGUCUGUAACUCGUCGACACUCAGGCCUGUGAUCUUGCUCCAUGUGGUGAGCGUGUAGUUCUGGUCCUGCAGAUACUUGGAGGCCAAAAUUAGGCAGGUCAGAAAACAUCGUUUAGGACAGGUCACAGAGCUGAGCCCCGGGUAAAAAUAUAGUUGUUGUUGUCUCUGAGCGUACACUUCCAGCAGAUAGUACAUUGUCACGUGAAGAACAGGGUUGCUGCUGCGCGACCGCUUGAGUACCUCGGCCACAAACCGGUUCAGGUUGGCGCUGGUGCGGAAACACUCCUGCAAGAUUAUGACGCAUAGCAGGCUCAAGGACGCCAGCACGUCUCUCUCGCGGCAUUCUACCUGUAUUCUCAGCUUCCUGGAUCUCCAGCUGUCUUCUGGGGUCAGAAGUUGGUCCAAUGCAGGACCCCCCAUCGAUGAAUAAAUGUGUUGGAGACGAAAACGGAUGCUUAAAAGGCCACGGUUUUUUUUUUGUUAUUUUUUU